Messenger RNA from Linnemannia hyalina, 231 nucleotides. The record is from the annotation of a GenBank genome assembly. NCBI's taxonomy places the organism in Eukaryota, Fungi, Mortierellomycota, Mortierellomycetes, Mortierellales, Mortierellaceae.
AUGAACAAGCACCAGACAAGAUACAUCUCGAACCUGAUCGAGAAGCUGUGUAUCGAUGUGCACAGUAUCAGCUUUUCCACCGCCGAGAUAUCCGAUCUCCAGUUCCAGGAUUAUUUGGAUGUCACUGGCUCCAAGAACCUUGUCUUUUCGCUCAAGGAGCUAUCCAUCCCUAUCAACCUGCAUUGGCACGAACUCGACGCCAUCUUUCGCUUUCUCGGAUAUACACCUUAA